Molecule: messenger RNA, 1537 nt
Organism: Erythranthe guttata (spotted monkey flower)
Lineage: Eukaryota; Viridiplantae; Streptophyta; Magnoliopsida; Lamiales; Phrymaceae
Source: RefSeq, a predicted model, not a curated record
CAUAAUUUCCAAACCCAUAAUCAAAUUGGGUAUUUUUUUAUAGUUAAAUAAAAAUGCAUUCUUUAAAAGAAGGUGUUCUCUUACAGCUCCUCGCCGGCGGCGGCGGCGGCGAAACCAGAACGGCCGACGAGCCCGUAAUAUUACAGAUCCGAAGCAUAAUACCCGUUCUAGAAGAAGGCGAUCUGUUUCCCAACAGAGGCUUCUUCCUCCAAGUCUCCGAUUCAUCUCACGCGCUCUACGCGUCUCUCUCCGACGAACAGAACGAGUUGAUCCUCUCCAACAAACUCAAACUCGGCCAACUCAUACACGUGUCAAAAUUAGAGAAUUCCCACCCCGUACCCUUGCUCAGAGGCGUCACCCCCAUCCCGGGGCGCCGCCGCUGCGAAGGAAACCCCGAAGACAUCGUCUCUCAGUCGAAUCUAUCGAAGCUUCUACAAGCUUCCACUGUCGACUCCGUCGUCGAAAAGGGUGUAAUCCUGGAGAAGAAAAUCUCGGGAUCGAAAUCGGCGCAUUGUAACUCUUCCGAUUCCGAAGCGUCGUCGUAUUGCGGUAGAAGAAUCGAGGGAUUGAAGGGCGUCGUCUCGAAAUCUCGCCGGGGAGAAAUUAGGGCACGAGAUUUCGAGAAAAUUAAUUCUUGUAACGAUGCGGGGAGACGGAGCUGGAACGAAUCGGAAAUCGUCGGAGCUAAGGAAAUUUUCGAUUCUUCUGUUGUUAGACACGAGAUUAAGCUUCCACCUCGCUGCCGUAGCGCAAAUGCUUCGCCAGUUCGUUCGGUGAGGUACGACAGCUCGGAUGACAAUUCGAGUACGAUAUCGAGAAGAAGAUUAAGUAGCGGUUCGCCAAAGAGAUUAAUUAAAAAUUCCAACAAAAUUGGCCAAGAGAAUAAUAGUAAUAAUGCACCAAAGGCGAACGAUGAGCCGGUUUCGAAUUCGUUGUGCACUAGUUUAGUGUACGAAAGAAAAGGGGCCGAAAACGGAAUUUCGUGGAGCUCACUUCCAUCCAAUUUAGUGAAAUUUGGCAAGGAGGUCGUAAGGCAACGAGACGUUGCCCUAUUGGCUGCAGCCGAUGCUCUACAAGAGGCUUGUGCUUCGGAGAGAUUGCUCAACUCCUUAAGGUAAUUAUUGUUUAAUUAAACUUAUAUAUAUUGGGUAAUUAUUGAGCUUAAUUACAAUUAUUUUAUCGAAUUUCGCAGCACGUUAUCGCAGUUCCCUUUGGUGGAAGGAGACGAUCUUCAGCCACAUGUGGAUAAAUUCUUCGACCUUCAAGAAGAUUUAGCUCGAACGAGAUUGAUAAUGCAGUCAUUAACAAGCAUAACCCCGUUUAGAAAUAACGAAGAAACGGAAUCGAAUUGCACAACCACUAAUUCCGUCAGGGAGACACUAAACCUCGCGCUCGAACGCAAGAAAAAUGCAAUCAAAUGGAUAAAAUCCGCAGUGGCCCUCGAUCUCCAAACCGCGCCCGCUCAAGCGGGGCCCACAAUUUUAACCCCCGUGGGCCCCACCAAAACGAGCCCGUCGAAACCGAAGGGCGUUUGCGU